This is a messenger RNA of Amphiprion ocellaris (clown anemonefish), 2811 nucleotides long. It is a transcript of the gene znf143b, whose product is annotated as zinc finger protein 143b. Bases 653 to 2536 code for a protein of 627 amino acids. Gene Ontology annotation, biological process: regulation of transcription by RNA polymerase II; central nervous system development. The transcript is spliced from 15 exons. Lineage: Eukaryota; Metazoa; Chordata; Actinopteri; Pomacentridae. The record is from RefSeq and is a predicted model, not a curated record. Gene Ontology annotation, cellular component: nucleus. Gene Ontology annotation, molecular function: RNA polymerase II cis-regulatory region sequence-specific DNA binding; DNA-binding transcription factor activity, RNA polymerase II-specific.
GCCAUCUCUGUGAACGGGAGUGACAAGCUACUGCAGGGAUUCAGUCGGAGAAUGGAAAAUGCUGUUGUAUUAAACAAUAAAACUGACAUUCACCGAGCCAAAAUGCUUAUGUUAUCAUUAAUUAGCUCAGGGAUUGCUCGUUCUUGUUACCUAACUGCGUCGCUAGUUAGUCGAACUCGGCUUGAAGCUUUGCGGAGAGAGCUAGCUAGCCAACCAGCUGUCAUACAGAGCCAGCUCGGGCUCCACUUACCCGUUUAUGACAACUGUACCCUCGUUAACUAUAAUAUUUUAGAGACAGUUCGCUAAGAACCGCUGAAAAAGUGACAGCACUGGUUGGCGUAGUUAGCACCGCUGUUAGCAUAGUGGCUAGUUGGCCAACUCCGUUAUGACAUAUCGUUUCGGCGGCUGUAGCUGCAAGUGUUUGACCAUUUAGACAUGCUGUCAAUGUGCUAACAGAACAGCCGUAGUGUCGCACUGCUGCCGCUUCAAUACAGUUGUUUGGUCAUGUUUUAUAACGGAGUGACAAAUGUGGCAAGUCAUAGUUGUGCUACAUCUUAGCUAGCUAGCCCAACAUGCUACAUUCAAACCAACUAGCGCCAAAAACAGAUGAGCAGUGACAGACUGAUGUUACAGCCCAUUCAGCAGCUAAAGUAUGCUCUUGGCCCAGAUAAACCGGGACUCCCAGGGUAUGGCAGAGUUUCACGAUGCAGAUGGGCAGCCAGUCACACUCUGUCUUACAGAGGCCGUGACAGUAGCAGAUGGUGAUCAGAUGGACAGCAUUGACACAGUGAGCCUGCAGGCUGUGACUCUUGCUGACGGAUCGACUGCAUAUAUCCAACAUGACUCCAAAGCCUCCUUUUCUGACGGACAGAUUAUGGACGGCCAGGUGAUCCAGCUGGAGGACGGCUCUGCUGCCUACGUUCAGCACGUGUCCAUGCCUAAAGCAGGAGGGGACAGUUUACAGCUCGAAGAUGGACAGGCAGUUCAGUUAGAAGAUGGAACAACUGCCUAUAUUCACACACCAAAAGAUGCGUAUGACCAGAGCGGCCUACAGGAGGUACAGCUGGAGGAUGGCAGCACUGCCUACAUCCAGCACACGGUGCACAUGCCUCAGUCCAACACCAUCCUGGCCAUCCAGGCUGAUGGCACCAUCGCAGACCUGCAGGCUGAAGCCACGGCCAUCGACCCUGAGACCAUCAGCGUGCUCGAACAGUACACCACCAAGGUGGAAAAUAUAGAAAACCCUUUGGGGUCGUUUGGCAGAGUGGAAGCAGACAAUGGUGUCCACAUGCGGAUUGUGCUACAGGGUCAAGACAACAGGCCAGGAAGGGUGUCAAAUGUAGGAGAAAAGUCUUUCCGUUGUGACUAUGAAGGCUGUGGAAAGCUCUACACCACUGCCCACCACCUUAAAGUACAUGAGCGCUCCCACACAGGAGACAAACCGUAUGUCUGUGAUUACCCUGGCUGUGGGAAGAAGUUUGCAACAGGGUAUGGACUGAAGAGUCAUUCACGCACACACACGGGGGAGAAGCCAUACAGAUGUCAGGAGAUGAACUGCUGCAAGUCCUUCAAAACCUCUGGAGACCUUCAAAAGCACACGAGGACUCAUACAGGAGAGAAGCCUUUCAAAUGUCCCGUUGAAGGUUGCGGCAGGUCGUUUACCACCUCCAAUAUCCGUAAAGUUCACAUCAGAACACACACCGGAGAGCGGCCAUAUUAUUGCUCUGAGCCAAGCUGUGGACGGUCAUUCGCCAGUGCUACCAACUACAAAAACCAUAUGAGGAUUCACACUGGAGAGAAACCCUAUGUGUGCACUGUUCCUGGUUGUGAAAAGCGCUUCACAGAAUACUCAAGUCUAUACAAACACCAUGUUGUUCACACACCCUGCAAACCGUACAACUGCAACCAUUGUGGGAAAACCUACAAACAGAUCUCCACUCUCGCUAUGCACAAACGCACAGCACACAACGACACAGAGCCCAUUGAGGAGGAGCAAGAAGCCUACUUUGAACCCCCAACAGAUGCCAUCGAUGACCCUAAUGUGAGCUACACAACGGCGGUGGUGGAGGCUGAUGACUCCGGCUCAGAGCAGGUUCCAGUAGAGACCUCAGACAUGGUUGGUCAGCAGCAUGUUGCCUUGGUAACGCAGGAGGAUGGAACACAACAGCAGGUCAGUAUUUCUGAAGCAGACUUACAAGCUAUGGGUGGCACAAUCACCAUGGUAACGCAAGAAGGCACAACCAUAACAAUCCCAGCCCACGAACUGGCCACGCAAGGCGCGCACUCUGUUACCAUGGUAACAACAGAUGGCUCAGAUGAACAGGUGGCCAUCAUGACUCCUGAUAUGGCCUCAUUCCAAACUGUGGAGGAGGCAGGCUACAGCCAAGAGCAGGAUGAUAUUCAUCGUGUCACGUUACUGGCCACCUCCAAUGGCACUCACAUUGCUGUGCAGCUCAGUGAUCAGCCUUCGCUGGAAGAAGCCAUCAGAAUAGCGUCAAGAAUACAGCAAGGAGAGUCACCAGGCCUGGAUGAUUGAUGGACUCAUUAUGGACAAUGAUUUAGGAUCAAGACCAGUUCAAAUGGACUAUAUCAAUGGGAGAAAUGAUGAGUCUUCCUCUAUGUUUUUUCCACAAAAGAACUUAGCUUUUAUGUGUACAUAGGAUUUUGAUAACUGGAGUUCUGCUAUGCUAUUUUGUCCCUCAACUAAAAAAUGAGAGAGGGGAAAAAUGCUUUCUAAUGUUUAUGGUGCACAGUGCACAGUGCAGUGUACAGCUAAUGCUAUUUCUAAUUAAAAAAAUAUUGUGUGAUUAA